AAAUACCCUCAAAAUAGAUAAUUUUCCAAAUACUAAAAAGAAACAAAGAGAUCGGUGUACAUUGCUUUGCCCGAGCUAGAUCGCCGUUAAUAUCUCCGGUUGCUUUUGUUCGGACCUUCUAACAGAUUACCGAUCUCCCCAUAACCAUGACAACUUCAAGGAGGCUUGCUGACAGGAAGGUAGAGAAGUUUGAGAAGAACAUUACCAAGCGCGGGACUGUCCCAGAGACUAGCACCAAGAAGGGAAACAAUUAUCCUGUUGGCCCUGUCUUGAUUGGAUUCUUUGUCUUUGUUGUCAUUGGAUCAUCUCUUUUCCAGAUUAUCAGGACAGCGACAAGUGGGGGCAUGGCGUAAUCAUCUUUUGAUAUGGUCGACGUUAGGUUGUCUUAAUGUGUUGUUUCAAAUAUUAGCGCCCCCAUGUAAAAGAAAUACAGAGUACCUCUUAAAUUAUGUCUUGAAGAACUUUUAAAGGGAUAGUAAAAAUUCUUCUUUCUUGUCUGUCAUUUUGAUUUCCUGUAUUUGGUAUAUCUAGUGAGGCAAAUCAAUAUUUUAAUGCGCAAUUUUGAAUUUUUGGCUCA
Molecule: messenger RNA, 577 nt
Organism: Olea europaea var. sylvestris
Lineage: Eukaryota; Viridiplantae; Streptophyta; Magnoliopsida; Lamiales; Oleaceae
Product: stress-associated endoplasmic reticulum protein 2-like
Exons: 3
Coding region: 147-353 (68 amino acids)
Biological process (GO): endoplasmic reticulum unfolded protein response
Cellular component (GO): endoplasmic reticulum
Source: RefSeq, a predicted model, not a curated record